This is a messenger RNA of Didymodactylos carnosus, 615 nucleotides long. The record is from the annotation of a GenBank genome assembly. Lineage: Eukaryota; Metazoa; Rotifera; Eurotatoria; Philodinida; Philodinidae.
AUGAUCGGCUAUCUUUUCAUGGAUACGAUCGAUUUUAUGUUCAUGGUAGAUUUUUCAAUAUCAUUUAUCUUAUAUAUCGUACUCGCAAUGUUCUUCGUUGUUGAUGCUCUUAUACAUAUUAUGAUUCGAUACAGCAGUGACGAACACUUUCAUUCAAAAUAUGGAACAUUUAUCAGUUACAAAACCGUUGCUGCUUUUGCAUGCAUUGCUGAUAAUAUUGCUAGUAUUUCGUAUAUGAUUGGAGCAAUUUUUUCGGGAAAUGAGCGAUUACUAGAUGAAGUUGUAUCCUAUUUUAAUCUGAUUGGUUCGGUUGGUUUUUUAAUGGAAGCGUGUCUUAGUAUGUUUGGGUGGUAUAUUGUUAAACACAAUGAACACUCUGGUGAAAAUGAUAAUCUUCAUGCUUAUGCAUAUGGUUGUAGCGUUGUAGGAGCUCUCCUUUACUCGGCAGCUGCUGUAUUAAAUUUUUUUGUCGAACUAAGAAUAGUUCGACUUACACAAAUUGGAGGAGACGUUGUGUAUCUGAUAGAUUCCAUUCUGUUUUGUGCUUGUUGGUAUCGAUUAAAACAGAAAAUAGAGCUGAAAGCACUAGAAGUGGAUGAAGAAGACUAUCUUUAA